Thrips palmi is the source of this 2272-nucleotide messenger RNA. Its product is annotated as gastrula zinc finger protein XlCGF57.1-like. The record is from RefSeq and is a predicted model, not a curated record. The transcript has 2 exons. Bases 310 to 1836 code for a protein of 508 amino acids. NCBI's taxonomy places the organism in Eukaryota, Metazoa, Arthropoda, Insecta, Thysanoptera, Thripidae.
GUCGCCGGCGAGCCGCAGAGCCCGCAUCACUUCAAGCGCGCACGAGGCUGUUGCCGCUUGGGUACAGCGACACGCUUCGCCCUGCACUGGACAAGCCGCCUGCUCCCGGACUCUGCCACCCACCUCCUCUCUCUCUCCCACACCUUCUCCGUGGAACGCGUCAUAAACAUCGUCAGUCAACGUUCUCAGUUGGCCACGACACGACGCCCAGGACGGACGAGCUGGAGGAGCGCCCAGAACAGUCGGCCGGCGGUCGGACGGACUGCUUCAACUGUAACGGGAAGAAAACCAAUAAGGUCACAUCGAAUCAUGCUGAACAAAGCUUCCUCGGGUGGUACGGAAUUCCCGUUCUCGUCGAUGCUGAAAGAGCAAGUCUGCAACGACACAGGGAAGAAGCCUUUCGAGUUCGCGGGUUGCAACACAAAAAUUGGUCACGGGCAUGAACUCAAAACCAAUCAUGGAACUCAUACAGCAGAAAAGCGUUUCGAAUGCACUGUUUGUAAUAAGGAGUUCACUACAACGGGCCAUCUUAAAAUUCAUCUCAGAACCCAUACCGGGCAGAAGCCUUACGAGUGCGCAGUUUGCAAUAGGAAGUUCAGCCAAAGAGGGAACCUCCAAAAACAUCUAAAAAUCCAUACAGGGGAGAAGCCUUUCGAGUGCACGGUUUGCAAUAGGAAGUUCAGUCAAAGAGGGAACCUCCAAAGCCAUCUAAAAAUCCAUACAGGGGAGAAACCUUUCGAGUGCGUAGUAUGCAAAAAGAAAUUCGGCAGUGUAGUUGAUGUCAGAAAACAUGCUAGAACUCACACAGGAGAAACGCCUUUCAAGUGCAUGGUUUGCAAUAAGAAAUUUAGUCAAAUCAGUAAUCUGCGAUCUCACCAGAAAAUCCAUACAGGAGAAAAACCCUUCAAAUGCACAAUUUGCAAUAAGGCAUUUAAAGACAGUGGUUAUCUGAAAACGCACUUUAGAACCCAUACAAGGGAGAAGCCUUUUGAGUGCACAGUUUGUAACAAGACAUUUGGUUAUCAACAUGCUCUCCAAAUUCAUCUCAGAAUCCAUACGGGAGAGAAGCCAUUUGAGUGCUCAGUUUGCAAUAAGAAGUUUAGCCAAAGUGGUAUUCUUCAAACUCAUCUUAGAACCCAUUCAGGGCAGAAGCCCUUCGAGUGUGCAGUUUGCAACUCGAAGUUUAGUUCUAACAGUUACCUCCACGCUCAUCUCAGAACCCAUUCAGGAGAGAAGCCAUUCGAGUGCGAAGUUUGCAAUAAGAAGUUCAAAAGAAAAAGUGAUCUCCAAACUCAUCUUAGAACUCAUACAGGGGAGAAGCGUUUCGAGUGUGCAGUUUGCAACAAGAAGUUUGGCACUGAAAAUAGUGUUAAAAUCCAUGUUAGGACCCAUACAGGAGAGAAGCCUUUCGAGUGCACAGUUUGCACGAAGAAGUUUAGUCGUAAACAUGUUCUCAUGAUUCAUUUAAGAACCCAUUCAGGGGAAAAGCCCUAUAAGUGCACAGUGUGCAAUAAGAAAUUCAAUGAUAGAGGCAAUCUGUUCAAACAUUUAAGAGCCCAUUUGGGGCAGAAGUCUUUGGAGUUGGAGUGCGUAGUUUGCAAAAAGAAGUUUGGCACUGGACAGGGACUCAAAUACCAUGCUAGGACCCAUACAGGGGACAAACCUUUCAAGUGCAUGGUUUGCAAUAAAAAGUUUUCGGCAGCAGGAAGUCUUAGAACUCAUCUUAGAACACAUACAGGAGAGAAGCCUUUCGGGUGCACACUUUGUUACAAGACGUUUUCUCAAGCAGGCAACCUCAGAACUCAUCUCAGGAUCCACGGGGGAAAAGCUUGUUAAGUGUGCAAUUUGCAAUAAGACUUUUAGCCAGAAGGUUGACCUUAAACGUCAUCCCACAAUUCAUAGGGAGAUGCCUUUGUAUGAUUCCAUGUAAAGAUAUCUUCAGUCGAGCCGGCAGCUGUACUCAUUUCCGAACCCACAGAGCAUGACGCCAACUUUUUAUUUAUCUCUAGAUGACCAGGCCUAGUGGUAGCAUGUGGAAAUAUCGAAUUAUGAAUGCAGACAAGUGACUCGAAUAGUUUUUUGAAAGUUUUGGCAUAUUGUGAAGUUAUGUUAGUUAUCCACAGUUUCCCCUUGCUACUGUUGAAUUUGACUUUUCGAGAGACGUGCAUUAACACGGGAAUCUUCAAAUUUCUUACAGCUGAGAAUGCCUAUGUUUUAACCGAUUUUGCGUUGAUGCACUCGUUUCCCGAGCAUGUUGAUGGUCGAAACUACU